AUGGCGGUGCUUUUGACUAGUGCCGGUGGAUACAUGUGGAAGUGGUGGUUUAGCGGCGGUGCGGCAGCCCAAUGGGAAGCUGUUAGCGCGGCUCACCCACAAGCUCGAUCUCUACACGGUGCAGUCGUGCUCAACGAAAAGCUUUAUGUUGUUGGGGGACGCUGUGAGGACAAAUACCUGAGCGAUGCGCUGGUUUUCGAUUUGAGAAACUCGACUUGGACUCCACUUCCAUCCUGUCCUGUGUCUUGUGCCGGGCAUCGCUUGGUUGCAAGAGGAACAACGCUGUUUGCUUUCAUUGGGAUUCCAUCAGACGAAAGAUUGCGAGUGUACGAGUUUGAUGCGAUAGAAUGCGUGUGGUCACUUUUACCAGUGAGUGGAGAAGCUCCGCCUGGAACGCGCGGUCACUCAGCUACCUUGGUUGGGAGCAAAGUAUGGGUGUAUGGUGGCGAGGAUUUUCACGGUCGAAUGCUUCACGACGUCCACGUCUUUGAUCUGGAUACGAAGGAGUGGGAACGUGUGGUUACAAGUGCCAUGCUUCCACCGGGGCUUUGUUUUCAUGGCGAUGCUUCCUUCAACAGCAAUUAUCUCUACCUUUUCUCUGGCUGCGACCAUAAGCUGUACACGUUGGAUCUUAAAACUAAACAAUGGUCGUCCGCGCCCCUGGAGUUUCCUGCUGCGCCAACGUCCAUCGCUGCGGCUACUGGAUCUGGAGACGAAUGCUACAUCGUUGGUGGCCUGGUUCCUCAAACGAUGCUGUUGAACAUGAAGGCGAUGAAGUGGACUCCCGUGUGCGUGGAGCCUCGGCUGCCUCGCGAGGGCCUGAGCCUAGUGUACGCGAAGAUCAAAGACCAAGCUUGUCUCAUUGCGUCGGGAGGUGAUCACGGUGAGCUGAACGUGUUGAAGCUCGAUACCAUGAAGUCCUACCCGGGUACGCCACCCAAAGCAGAUUUGCCAAGCUACUGCCGCGUCAGGGACAGGGAUGGCUCAGUUCUAGGGACUGUCUCCGUUCCGGAAGGAGGAAAACCGGUAGCGGACGUUGUAGGAGCCAUUGAACAUCUGACGGGUCAGGCAGGUCUGCUGCAAAGGAAUGGAGUGGCUCUGACUCGGGGCGAUCUGGUCUAUCCCGGAGAGGAGCUAGACUUUUACGGCGUGCUCAAGCCUGGCAACUUGGAACUGGAAUCCAUGGAUCUAUGCGCCUGCAAGCGUUUCUUGUCCCGGAUGAGCGUCACGGUUAUGAGGGGAGAAGGAUGGCUAGUGCCUCUGAUGGAAUUUGACGCAGAGCCCUUUGUGUGGACGUGGGGUGUCACACGAGACGCCACGAUGAGCUAUCUGUGGCAGCACGGUGUGCCGAGGCACAGCAUGCUGAGAGUCCAGUACCUAGUGAACCUUGACAGGGAAAGGGAGCACGUAUCGUGCAUCUCCAACGCAAACUUUCCAUUCAAGCUCGAGUUCGAGCUCCAGACAGUCCUGGGGAACGUCCUUGGUGAGGGCACCGCGAUCGGUUUCUGGAUGGAGGAAACGAUGAGUGACGAGCUGCUCUACAAGGCUAUGGUGGCUUGCCUGGGCUUGAACAUCAGGAACCCAACGCUCAAGCCGUGGAUGGUGGUGUCGGACCUCAAGGACGAGUGGCAUUUUGCGUGGAUGAACGGGAAGAACAUGUUCGUGUGCAAGGCGUCCAGCCGGAGCCAAGGAAUUGGUAUCAUUCGCGACCUCGGCCACGAUUACAACCGGGUCACCAACAACGAGGUUCCUGGUCUGUUUUCCAACUUGCCGGCGGUGACCAGUCGGGAUCCAGUGCGCGUGGUGUGCGAGAACCCCGUGCGCUCGCGGCCGUUCCUCUACGGGAGGGGCGUGAAUGAAGCUGGUGAGGUCGAAGUGUGGAAGCUGGAUGGUAGCCUGCGCUGGACGAUCACCCAGGAAGAGGCUGACGAGUACAACAUGCUUUGCGCAAAGGCGGGUGACACGGGACUGUGAUCAGGCAUCAGUAUUUAAUUAGAGAGUGUAAUUAUUAGAAAUUUCUCGCUUCCCUCCAACACAGACGAGAUCCAAU
Molecule: messenger RNA, 2050 nt
Organism: Selaginella moellendorffii
Lineage: Eukaryota; Viridiplantae; Streptophyta; Lycopodiopsida; Selaginellales; Selaginellaceae
Exons: 11
Coding region: 1-1974 (657 amino acids)
Molecular function (GO): protein binding
Source: RefSeq, a predicted model, not a curated record